Malaya genurostris is the source of this 1837-nucleotide messenger RNA. RefSeq names its product probable arginine--tRNA ligase, cytoplasmic (gene ArgRS-m). Bases 110 to 1792 code for a protein of 560 amino acids. Gene Ontology annotation, biological process: arginyl-tRNA aminoacylation; mitochondrial translation. NCBI's taxonomy places the organism in Eukaryota, Metazoa, Arthropoda, Insecta, Diptera, Culicidae. Gene Ontology annotation, molecular function: ATP binding; arginine-tRNA ligase activity. The transcript has 5 exons. The record is from RefSeq and is a predicted model, not a curated record. Gene Ontology annotation, cellular component: mitochondrion.
AUAACAAACAACAACAGUUUCAGUUACAGGUUACAGAUCUCCCAUAUAAAUCUUCCAGCUGCUGAAUUUCUCUAAUAUAGUUUACAGAAUUUAUUUUGUAUUUCAACUAAUGGCGCAUACAUUUAAAAUAUUAUCUGAAAAGAUUUUACAAGUCAUCGGUACCAAAAUAAAUAUAUCUCGUUUAACAUGGUGCUUGCCGACAUCGUCUGAAUAUUUACAAAUCCAUGUCCCUGUUGAUUGCUAUUCUGCAAAAAAUUCAGAAAUGCAGUCUCGAAUUAUAAACCACUUCAACAAGGAAACUGCUGUUAAACACAUAAAAUUUACAAAUGAAAAAUUGUGUGAAAUUAUUUACCAUGUGAAUAGGGAAACUUUCAUGUACGAUACAUUAAACAAUCCUAUCAUGGAAAAGCGCAACAUAGCAAAACCACCUAAAACGUUAUUAGAAUUUAGUUCCCCGAACAUAGCCAAACCGUUUCACGCUGGGCACUUGCGAUCGGCUCUAAUUGGAAAUUUUUUAGCAAAUAUCUACGACUAUUUUGGACAUAACGUGGUAAAGAUCAAUUAUCUGGGAGAUUGGGGAACUCAGUUUGGAUAUCUUAAGCUUGGAAUAGAUUUGAAACGAUUAGCUAACGAAGAUGUGAAACUAAAUACAUGUGACACUUUGUAUAGAGCGUAUGUAUAUGCUCACAAAGCUGCAGAGCACAAUGACGAAUUAAAAGCAGAGGCUAGGCAAAAUUUUGCUAACCUAGAAAGCGGAAGGCCUGAAGAAGUAAACAUGUGGAAUAAUUUCUGCUCGUAUACUAUAGAAGAACUUGUAACAGUUUAUCGACGAUUGGGUAUUUCCUUUGAUCAUUAUCACUGGGAAUCACAAUAUGGAAUCAAUAUGAUUUCACAUAUACUAUCGUUGAUGAAAAAUAGUAAUCUUCUUCAUACUCAAGCAGAUGGCAGAACUAUUGUUCAAAUAGGUGAUCGGAAAGUGCCAAUUAUCAAAAGCGAUGGUACGACGUUAUAUCUAACAAGGGAUAUAGCCGCAUUGAUUGACCGUUACAACCGUUUUUGCUUCGAUGAUGCCAUGUACGUAGUUGAUAAUGGACAAAGUGAUCAUUUCUCUACCCUCGUGUCAAUUGCUCAACAUUUAAAACUGCCAUAUGCUUCCAAUGUGACGCAUGUUAAAUUCGGACGCGUGCGUAAAAUGAGCACUAGGAAAGGUACGGCUGUGUUUUUGAAGGAUAUAUUAGAUGAAGCUGAAGUCCGCAUGAAACAAAAGCUAUGUUCCAAACAGACAACUAAAAUAAAUAUUUCGGAUAUAUCUGGAACAACGUCGAUCUUGGCCACAACUGCCGUGGUAGUAAAUGAUUUGAAGCAGCGUCGGAUGCGAGAAUACGAUUUCAGUUGGGAUAAAGCACUUCAAUCUGAUGGUGAUUGUGGUAUCAAACUACAAUAUACUCAUUGUCGCUUAUGGAGUUUAGAAGAACAAUUCGGACAUUAUUGUAUAAAAGCUAAAUGUUCUCCAUUAUUGUUGUCUGAAAAGGAAGCGAUAGAUUUGGUAUUUGAAAUAGCCAAAUUCGAUGCGAUUUUAAUAGAAUCUAUGGAAAGGAAGGAGGCUUGCGUUCUAGUGAAUUACUUAUUCCAACUGUGUAACUGUGCUAACCGGGCUGUGCAUACCCUGAAUGUGAAAAACGAAGAUUGUAUAAAUAAACGGAUUCAACGAAUGAUACUCUUCACAACAGCACGAAAAGUUCUUUAUGUUGGAAUGAAGGUUCUAGGGCUCACACCGUUAUUGAAAAUGUAAAGCUAUACAAAUAGUUUCCCGAAUACUCUCAUAUCACAAAAAGCA